AUGGGUCAGAUCGAGCAGAUCAAGGCUGGUCUGCCGACGAUUCACAGCACACAAGAAGAAGCCCGUCGUCGACUUCUAUGGCGGACGACACUUCAGCGCUGCGCUGCCUUGCUUCUCUGCCUUUGGCUGUUCGCAGACAUUGCGCUGGACAUCUUUCCAUGGUCCAUUGACAACGUCGGCCUCUCCUCGAGUCAGCACAAUGACGCAUGUCCGCAAGUGCCUCCGUUCAAGCUGCCAACCUCGAAGCUCACGCCCGGUCUCAGCAACAGCACCGACGCAAUAGAGCUGCCAUCCAGCUCAGAUCUCGCUCGCCUUCUAUCCGGCGCUGUUCAAGUCGACACCUCUGUUGGCGAUGACUGGCCUACCGUAACUCAAGAUCCUGCUCGAUGGGAAGCAGUCUUUGCACCAUUCCACGCCUACCUGCGAUCCGCGUUCCCUCUGAUCCACGCGGCAGACUCUCGCAUCAAGUUGGAGCUCGUCAACACCUGGGGACUCGUCUACACAUUCCCCGGCUCAAAUGAAAUCCUCCCACCGCUCGUGCUCAUGGCGCAUCAAGAUGUCGUCCCGGUCGAACCGGAGACCGUCUCAGCCUGGACGCAUCCGCCCUUUUCCGGCUUCGUCGACGCCGAUCUCGGUCUGGUCUGGGGCCGAGGCGCUGGCGACUGCAAGGCUUCGCUCAUCUCGAUCCUCGCGACCCUUGAAACUCUGCUUCGCGCGAACUUCAAGCCCGAACGCACAAUCGUAUGCUCUUUCGGCUUUGACGAAGAGAGCGCAGGCACGCAAGGUGGUGUGGAGCUCGCCAACUUCCUUUACGAGCGAUACGGCGACAAUGGAGCUGCGAUGAUCGUCGACGAGGGCGGCGAAAUCGAUCUCGGCCUCGGCAUUGCCGUUGCAUCGCCGAAUGUGGCCGAGAAAGGAUAUCUCGAUGCUAGGAUCACGGUCCACACUGCAGGUGGUCACUCGUCCGAGCCGCGAGACCACACGUCGAUCGGCCUGCUCGCUCAGCUCAUCACGGCGAUCGAGGCGAAUCCGUACAAGCCAGCCAUUCAACUCGCGGGCAAGAAGCCCGAGGAAGUCACGCCAGCGUUGCAAUACCUGCAAUGCACUAGGGAUGCGCCUAAGGCAGACGCAAAGCUCAGCAAGGCGCUCAAGAAGCUCGAGCGGAUGCAACGCAAGAUCGCGAAGGGCAGCAAGUGGGGGAGAGGCUGGCUGGACAAGUCGCUCGACAAGCAGGCGGCCAAGCUGCUCUCCUUGAUGGACCGUGAGCAGCGCUUCGGUUUCCAGACCACUCAAGCGGUCGAUCUCAUCUCUGGCGGUGUCAAGAUCAAUGCUCUGCCCGAACAAGCGUCGACGGUCAUCAAUCACCGCAUUGACGUAUCGUCUUCAACGGACGAGGUGCGACGCCAUAUCUUCCACACCCUGCAACCAGUCGCGAAGAAGCUCAAGCUCUACUUGCAAGGCGAUAGCCCGGCAUGGAACUUCAUCCCAUCUUCGUCAUCAAAGACGUCUGCUGGCAAAAUCGUUUUGUCGGAUGCAUUCGACUCGCCGCUGGAGCCCGCACCGUUCACACCGAUCGGUCCGAAGGACGCCCCGUGGAAACUCUUGCAGGGCGUGAUUCGUGCUGUGUGGGACGAUAUCCUCGUCGCACCAGACGUGAUGGGCGGCAACACAGACACGAAGAGCUACUGGAAGCUGACGAAGCACAUCUUCCGAUUCAGCCCGGGCUCAGAUCAGCCCUUCCCAAUCAAAGGCCAGGGAGACAACAUCCACACGGUCGACGAGCGAACCAGCAUCCACGGGCUGGUCAAGGCGACAGAAUUCUACUCGUUGCUCAUCCAGGCUGUAGGCUCGCAGACAGAGUUGUAG
This is a messenger RNA of Kalmanozyma brasiliensis GHG001, 1866 nucleotides long. RefSeq names its product Peptidase M20, dimerization domain protein. Bases 1 to 1866 code for a protein of 621 amino acids. NCBI's taxonomy places the organism in Eukaryota, Fungi, Basidiomycota, Ustilaginomycetes, Ustilaginales. Gene Ontology annotation, cellular component: fungal-type vacuole lumen. The transcript has a single exon. The record is from RefSeq and is a predicted model, not a curated record. Gene Ontology annotation, molecular function: metallocarboxypeptidase activity.